Penicillium taxi is the source of this 420-nucleotide messenger RNA. RefSeq lists its product as uncharacterized. Lineage: Eukaryota; Fungi; Ascomycota; Eurotiomycetes; Eurotiales; Aspergillaceae. Bases 1 to 420 code for a protein of 139 amino acids. The record is from RefSeq and is a predicted model, not a curated record. The transcript has a single exon.
AUGCAUGUGCACAGGCCAAACCUCCCAUUUCAGGUCGCUCUUGAGGCAUUGCACUCCCUCCAGAUGGUCCUAUUCCCCUUAGGUACGGACUCGGAGCUGAUCCUGCGGCGGCUCGUGGCCAAGCACUCGCUGGACCCGGACUGCGUCAACUAUGACUUUGCGGCGUACGAGGACGACUUCACUUACCGCCACUUUGGCUCGCGGUUGCGUGAGCUUUACGACGAGGUCGAGAACCCCAGCCCCCGCGGCUUCAUGGAGAAGUGGUUUGAGCGCAAGAGUGGUGCGCGCUACGUAAUGAUGGCCACGUUUAUUGGUGUCAUCAUCGCCGUUAUCUUGGGCAUACUGUCGCUGAUUGUGGGGAUUUUUCAGGCCUGGGUGGCGUACGAGGCCUGGAAGAACCCGGUGACCGCGGGGAGCUAA